AUGGGAGAAGUCACUGUUCCUCGGAAGCUUUGGGAGCACCCAAGCCCGGAAUCUACCCAAAUGGGCCGAUUCCGGACUGCGCUGGAGAUAUCCAGAGGCGUCAAGUUCAAGUCAUUUCAUGAGCUCUAUCUGUAUUCAAUUCGGAAUCGACCCGAGUUCUGGGAAUUUUGUUGGAGGUAUUUCAAGAUCAUCCAUGAAGGAACUUACGGCUCUGUGGUAGACGAGUCUGCGAGGAUGGACAGUGUGCCUGGGUGGUUUACUGGCGUUAAGGUGAAUUUCGCAGAGAAUCUACUUUUUUCUCGUCGCCUGGGCGACACCACUGGCAAAGAAGACACCAAAGUCGCCAUCACAGAGAUUCGCGAGGGGGGACUGAAUGAGGCGGUACAUCUUACCUGGGGAAAGUUGAGAUCGAGAACAGGCCUGCUGAUCCAGGCGAUGAAAGCAAGUGGUGUUGUACGCGGCGAUCGAAUAGCUGUCUGUGCUUCCAACAGCAUUGAUACUCUUCUCGUAUUCCUCGCAUCAACAGCCCUGGGCGCGAUAUUCUCUUCAAGUUCGACGGACAUGGGUGUGAAGGGAGUGUUGGAUCGUCUCCUACAAAUAAAGCCGCGUUGGUUGUUCAUGGACGAUUUCGCCGUGUACAAUGGGAAGAAGAUUGACUUGCGCCCCAAGAUUAAGGAGAUAGUUGCCGGAAUACGGUCCAUUCGCGAGUUCCAAGGUGUUGUCUCACAGCCACGCGCACCAUCUGAGCCUGCUGAUAUCCGGGAUAUCCCGCGGGUUGAGACACUUUCCAACUUUCUCUCCAAGGCAAAGGGCAGAGAUCAUCUGGAGUUUGAGCGAGUCGACUUUCGUGAUCCCUUUCUGGUGGUAUAUUCCUCUGGCACUACUGGUAAACCAAAAUGCAUUGUUCACUCGGUGGGAGGCGUGCUGUUGAAUUCUCACAAGGAAGGUAGUUUGCACACAGAACUUGGACCUCAGAGCACGGCAUGCCAAUAUACAACCACGGGGUGGAUCAUGUACCUUUCCGCCAUCCAAACAUUGCUCUUUGGAUCCCGCGUGAUUCUAUACGACGGCAGUCCUUUUAUACCAGAUGUCAGAGUGCUGGUCGAAAUUGUAGCCCAGGAAAAGGUCACGCACCUAGGAAUUUCCCCACGGUGGCUACAUGAAUUGCAGCAAGCGACGAUACGACCACGCGAGGUGGCAGACCUCUCAUCGCUUCAAGUGGUAACUAGCACCGGUAUGGUGCUGCGAGAUGAGUUAUUCGAAUGGUUUUAUGAUGAAGGAUUUCCGGCGCAUGUUCGGCUGAACAAUAUCUCGGGUGGCACGGAUCUUGCUGGGUGUUUUGGAAUUGGCAAUUCUCUGAGUGCCCUUUAUGUAGGUGGGUGCGCUGGGUGCAGUUUAGGAGUGCCAGUUGAAGUCUUCGACGCAACUAUCGAAGGAGGAAAUGGUGCCAAGGGUGUUCCUGUGGAGGAAGGUGUGCCUGGUGAGCUCGUGGCCACUUCAGCCUUCCCUAACAUGCCAACACAAUUCUGGGGUGAUGCCAAUGGCAAAAAGUACCACAGCGCAUAUUUUGAACGAUUCGACAAUGUUUGGACGCACGGGGACUUUGUUUCCAUUCAUCCUAUCACAAAGCAGCUCGUGUUCCACGGGCGAGCUGACGGGGUCCUCAACCCCUCCGGCGUCCGUUUCGGAUCGGCUGAGAUCUAUCGAGUGAUUGAGGGCCAAUUCGCACAGGAAAUUGCGGAUUCAAUUUGUGUAGGUCAACGACGGCCCUCCGACACAGACGAGCAGGUGUUGCUCUUCUUGAUGAUGAGGGGCGGGGUAUCCUUUACGAACGAAUUGGUCGAUCGGGUCAAGAAUGCGAUCCGAAGCGAGUUGAGUGCCCGCCAUGUGCCGAUGUACAUAUUCGAGACCCCUGAAAUACCGACCACGGUCAAUUUGAAGAAAGUGGAGCUGCCUGUGAAGCAGAUUGUAUCAGGCAAGCGAGUUCAACCCUCGGGGACCCUGCUCAACCCUGGCAGCCUGGAUUAUUAUUAUCGAUUCGUCGAGAUCGAGAAGCGGGAGAGCAAAUUGUGA
Molecule: messenger RNA, 2073 nt
Organism: Penicillium manginii
Lineage: Eukaryota; Fungi; Ascomycota; Eurotiomycetes; Eurotiales; Aspergillaceae
Exons: 5
Coding region: 1-2073 (690 amino acids)
Biological process (GO): lipid metabolic process
Cellular component (GO): cytosol
Molecular function (GO): acetoacetate-CoA ligase activity
Source: RefSeq, a predicted model, not a curated record